AUGUCGACAAGUCUUGGUGUCAGCGAGACAAAUUGCAAUGAAUGCCGCCGCAGGAAAGGAAAGUGCGAUCGCGUGUUGCCGGAAUGCACUUCGUGUUCCCGUAACCGACGUCACUGUCUGUACGAGAAGGCCGCUGGUCGGACGCCAUUGACAAGAAAGAAUCUCACAGAGGCUGAGGAAAAGCUACGGCGUGCUGAGCUGAGAGCUAGAGUGGCUGAGCGUAGAGCCAUCGCAGCUGAGGAAAAACUGGCUUCUCUUAUGCGUACAAGUAGUGCUGGUAACAUGUCUGAACAUCCACCCAUGCAGGACAAUGGCGCUGCAAGCUAUAUGCCACUCGAUGUAACAAAUACAUGCUUAGACUCAGAGGCUUCUGAUUACCUUGGUGUGCUGGAGCAACAGGUCCUCUCCUUGGAUGACGAUGGCCUGCCAGAAGAACCGCCUUCGGAAAUCGAUGAUUUCAGCUGGGAUGAGAUCACUCGUGUCACCACAAACAAUCAUGAGCACGACCAGCAUGAGACCACGGCACAUGUCAAAGACGAAGAGGUUGUGGAUGGCAUGGCUUCACUAAGUGUUGAAGAAAGAGGAGCCGGGUAUCUCGGGACCGCGUCUGGCGCUGCGAUGCUGCGUCUGCUAAUGCCUGAUGUGGAACCGCGAGACACUGCUAGACAACGACGAAAGACCAACACAGAUGAGCCCAUUGUACACGACAACAAAGAUAUGGCCUAUGAACAGCUCGGUUUAGCUGACAUUGAUCUCGAUUCCGCCAUUGACGCAUAUUUUGCAUCUUAUCAUUUACAGUAUCCUAUGGUUCACGAACCCACAUUUAGGGCACAGUAUUCUUCAAUCAUUCCGCGUCCGAACGGGGUGGCUUUUGAGGCACUGGUUUAUAUGCUAGGUGCUAUCGGCCUUUUCUCGACAGCGACAACAACAAAUGAGAAGAGCAACGACGAUCUCAAGUUGUUUGAGGCUGCAAAGCUGAACAUCAAGAUCGAUGUGCUAGAGAAAGGCAACGUCACUCUAUUGCAGACAUGGCCUGAGAGUCGGCAGACUAUCACAACCUACACUUUCAUGCUCGCUCAGGCCAAGUUCCACCAGGCGACUGCCGGGAUAUACACUCGAGUCAUUUCUAUGCCCUACCCAUCUGCUUCUGAACUCUUGAGUCUUGAUAAGGAAUUACUAGGCAGUUGGCUUCAUAGCCUAGGACCUUGGUAUGUCGAACAUGCUCAGGUGCCUGCCAAGUUUGCACUCGGACAUCACAUCAUGCACAACAGAGCACGAAACUUUCGAAUCAUCAUGUACCGUCCGUUUGUGAUUCGCAGUGUACUGAGCUCAGCCAAGGGAAUGGACGGAUUAGGCCCAUCUCCCGCUGAACAGGCUGCGAUCGAUCGAUGCCUCCAUGAAGCAAAGACAACUAUUUCUUCUAUCCGCACAUAUUGGUCUGCUGGAAUUCACAACAGAUUGGGGGCUUGGUAUUCUCUCUAUUUUAUCUUCCAGGCUUCCUUGAUACCAUGCUUAUGUCUACGCAACCAACCGAAUGCCCCACUAGCCUCGGACUGGCGAUCACAGAUACAUCAGACUCUUUCUGUAAUGACUGAGAUGAACGGGAUCAAUCCGAGUAGUAUCGAAUGCCAAUCUGUAAUCAACCGACUCUGCGGUCAAUUUCUCAACACAGCAGCUUCCGCGUCAGUCACCAGUUCCGUUCCUCUGGUAGCCACCGAAGAGAGCCCUCAGACUCAGAUCAACAAUGUUUACUCUAUGAUGUGGCCGAACACUAGUCCUGCAAGCACAGAUUUGCUCAUGAGCGAUCCACAAUGGGCACUUGUCAUGAAUCAGGGACAAUUUGAUUCUGAAUCAGUAACACAGACUUGGGACUGGACUUAG
This is a messenger RNA of Aureobasidium uvarum, 1881 nucleotides long. NCBI's taxonomy places the organism in Eukaryota, Fungi, Ascomycota, Dothideomycetes, Dothideales, Saccotheciaceae. The record is from the annotation of a GenBank genome assembly.